Molecule: messenger RNA, 1639 nt
Organism: Rhinolophus ferrumequinum (greater horseshoe bat)
Lineage: Eukaryota; Metazoa; Chordata; Mammalia; Chiroptera; Rhinolophidae
Gene: SPAG8
Product: sperm associated antigen 8
Biological process (GO): positive regulation of transcription by RNA polymerase II
Cellular component (GO): nucleus; cytoplasm
Molecular function (GO): microtubule binding
Source: RefSeq, a predicted model, not a curated record
AUGGAGUCCGGACCGAAAGACUUCCCGCACCGCACCAGGUUUCAGACUUCCGCCCCUCAGGGAACUUGCCUCCCCCCACCCUCCACGUCCGCCCAGCUCCAGUUCUGCGCAGUCUCCUGGAAUUAUUUACUGUCUCUAUGGCAACCCGGUAGCUGGUAUCUGAAGAUGGAGACCCCUGAUUCUACUGAGGGAUCGCAGUCGCGAUCUAUACACCAACAGACCAGCUCCGAAAGGCUAGAGUCAACUUCCCAACCGUUUUCUUCUUCCGAUCCCGGUCCUAGGUCGGCCCUGGCAGCUGCAACUGCAGCAGCUACAGCAGCUGCUGCAGCCUCUGAAGCCGCCUCCACAGCCAAAGCAGCUACCUUAUCUGCAAAGACCGGAGAGCCCUACGUUGAGCCAAGUCUUUCCACGGAUCCCUCCUCUGACAGUCUUCUUCCAGACCCCUGCACUGGACCCAGCUUUACCCACAAGAUAGGCCAUGGAAGAUUGGGCUUUAAGCCUGUCUAUGUUUCCUGUAUUGCUCGGGAUCCCUGUACUACAAAUGACCUUAGUUCUAGCCCUGGACCUGUUCCUGGUUCCAGGUCUGGUUCUGGCAGUGGCUCUGGCCCUGGCCAUGGCUCUGGUCAAGGCACUGGUCCUGAUUCUGGCCCUGGUCCAGUCUGUGACUCUGGCCCUAGUCCAGGCCAUGGCCAUGACCCUGAGCUCAGUCCCUUCACUCUUCCAGGCUUUAGAAAUCCCAGGGCAGACCUGGUCCCUAAUUAUGCCCCCUGGAAUCAUUGCCAUGGGGAGCCUCAGAAACAACCCUGGAAAUUUUUGCAAGUCUCAGAACCUGGUGCCCGAGGGCUAUGGAAGCCCCCUGAGGUUGAAGGGAAACAUAAAGUUCUCAGUGAAACAUUGCCCAGGGGCCAGUGCCUUCUCUACAACUGGGAGGAAGAGAGAGCCACAAACCACCUGGAUCAAGUUCCAAGCAUGCACGGUUGCUCUGAGGGUUUCUUCUUCCGACAUGGACACCAGGGACUGCUAACCCUACAGCGACAGCCAUCCACGCCCCUCAGCACCACUCAUAAAGACUCAUACCAGCCACCAGGAAACCACUGUCAGCCAAUUCGAGGGAAGCGUGAGGCCAUGCUGGAGAUGCUCCUGUACCCCCAGAUCUGUAAAGAGGUGCAGGCAGAGCGGGAACCCACAAGGGAGUACUCUGAGAUCAAGUCUGUGACACACCAUGACUACCAAAAGGAACUGGUGCAGGCAGGGCCUCCUGCCCCAACCAAGCCUCAUGACUACCGUAAGGAGCAGCCCGAAACCUUCUGGAUACAGAGGGCACCACAGCUUCCGGGUGUCAGUAACAUCAAGACACUGGACACACCAUUCCGGAAGAACUGCAGCUUCUCUACGCCAGUGCCUUUGUCCCUGGGGCAGCCUCUGCCCUAUGACCCUGAGAAUUACUCCCACCAACUGGGAGAAAUCUCUUCCCUUGGCUGUCAGGGCGGAGGACAGGGUGGUGGAAGGGGUAGAACUGUCUAAGGGCUGAGGAGGGAAGUGGGAUGUGGAAUAUGGAAUCUAUUUCUGUCUGUGCUGGAGACGUGGAGAGGAAGUGAAUUGUUGUAUUUGGUGAAGGGGCUUUAUAUAAAGGGUUCUC